Pseudozyma flocculosa PF-1 is the source of this 678-nucleotide messenger RNA. RefSeq lists its product as uncharacterized. Gene Ontology annotation, cellular component: multivesicular body; ESCRT III complex. Lineage: Eukaryota; Fungi; Basidiomycota; Ustilaginomycetes; Ustilaginales; Ustilaginaceae. Gene Ontology annotation, biological process: vesicle budding from membrane; late endosome to vacuole transport via multivesicular body sorting pathway. Bases 1 to 678 code for a protein of 225 amino acids. The transcript is spliced from 5 exons. The record is from RefSeq and is a predicted model, not a curated record.
AUGGGCACGACGCAGUCAAAGGGCCCCAAGAUUACCUCGCACGAUCGAGCCGUCCUCGAUCUCAAGCUGCAGAGGGACAGAAUACGGCAGUACCAGAAAAAGAUCCAAACGACGCUCGAGCACGAGACCGAGCUGGCACGACGGGCGCUGGCGACGUCCAACAAGCCGCUGGCGCUGUCGGCGCUGCGCAAGAAAAAGUACCAGCAGUCGCUGCUGGCCAAGACCGACGAGCAGCUGUCGACGCUGCAGAACCUCGUGUCGACCAUCGAGUUUUCGCAGAUCCAGGCGAGCGUCGUCGAGGGGCUCCGGCAGGGCAACACGGUGCUCCGCCAGAUCAACGACUCGAUGAAGAUCCAGGACGUCGAGCGCAUCCUCCAGGACGGGGAAGAGGCGCGCGCGUACCAGCAGGAGAUCGACGAGAUGCUGCAGUCGCGCAUGACAAACGACGAGGAGGAAGAGGUGCAGCGCGAGAUGGAGGCGCUCGAGAGGGAGGCCAACGGUCUUCCGCCGUUGCCAGAGCAAGAGCAACGCCAACAGCAGCCGCCGGUCGAGCUUCCGUCGGCCCCUCAGACCGAGCCCGUCGCACAACCUCAACCCGAGGAGGCGGCGCUGCAGCCCCAAGCGGCAGGCAAGCCGGCUGCAUCGCAGCGGCAGCAGGCCGAACCGAUGCUGGCUUGA